This is a messenger RNA of Eufriesea mexicana, 1349 nucleotides long. Its product is annotated as glycoprotein 3-alpha-L-fucosyltransferase A. Bases 54 to 1349 code for a protein of 431 amino acids. Lineage: Eukaryota; Metazoa; Arthropoda; Insecta; Hymenoptera; Apidae. Gene Ontology annotation, molecular function: fucosyltransferase activity. The record is from RefSeq and is a predicted model, not a curated record. Gene Ontology annotation, cellular component: membrane. The transcript is spliced from 3 exons.
UAUGCUUCGGUUAACAUUUACCACAUUCUAUCAUCGAAAAAAUCGGAAGUACGAUGCUCGGAAUAUCACGAUAUGUGAAAAUAUUAUUAUUUCUAUGUAUUUGUUCUACGAUCUUUUGUACGAUUUUUGUUACUUUUCCGAAUCUUCUCCGAAAAAGAGUUAAUAGGGAAGUAUCUGCAAGGAAAACGGACCACCAAGAACAAACAAAGGAAGGUUUAGCAAUACUAUUAAGAAAACGAAAUUAUACAAACAGACAGAUCGGUAAGAUGUCUUUGCUAGGAAGAUGGCUCUUGUCGUCGGAAGGAAGUUUGCCACCACCAAUAAUAAAUAAGAAAAAGGAACCAUAUUUGAUUUUAAUUUGGAAACAUGGAAAAUUCUUGGAACGUAGACACAUCAAACGUUUUACAAAUAAAAAGUUUUCACCAUGGAAAAAUUGUACAGUAAAACAUUGUGUACUGAGUUACCGAUCGAAAGAUUUAAAUAUAGCGGACGCAGUUGUGUUUCAUUUGCAUCUGACACAGAGUAUGUUAGAAUUACCAACUAGGACUCGAUGGAAUCAGAGAUGGAUCUUUUUGACUGAUGAAUCACCAUUGCAUACUUUUCUUUAUGGAAAUCAGGAAUUGUUCAAGUAUAAUGGUUUAUUUAACUGGUCGAUGACCUAUCGAGUGAAUAGCGAUGUGCCAGUACCUUAUGGCAGAACGAUUUCUAAAUCCUUUAUAAAUUCACCAGAUAUCAAUUUUUCGAAGGAUUUGAUAAAAAAUUUAAAAACUAAGUUAAUUACUAUAAUGGGUAGCAACUGUGCGGGCACGAAUGGACGAUGGAAUUAUGUGAAUGAACUAAAAUUGAUCUUUGGUAAUGAUCUUGAUAUAUAUGGAAAAUGUCUAAAUGGUAAUGUAACCGCAUGUCCGGGUCAUUUUGACAAAGAUUGUUCUGUUUUAAAUGCAUACAAGUUCUAUCUCGCUUUCGAAAACUCAAACUGUAAAGAAUACAUAACUGAGAAAGUAUUUUGGCAUGGUUAUCACAAAUUAGCGAUUCCAGUCAUAAUGGGUGCACCAAGGAAAGAUUGUGAAAAAUUGCUACCGCCACAUUCAUUUCUUCACGUUGACGAUUUUGCUAAUCCGACAGCAUUAGCAAAUUAUAUUCGUUAUCUUAAUCAACACGAUGAUAAGUAUUUCGAAUUCCACGAAUGGCGUAAAUACUAUAAAGUAAUCAAUGAACAUGGUUAUUUCGGCAGUAUUUCGCGACAUUAUUGUCGUAUUUGUGAAGCUCUUCAUUAUAAUUUUCCUGUCGUUAAAGUAUAUGAAGAUAUAGAAUCAUUUUGGAACAAAAAACAAGAUUGCAUUCUUUGA